Molecule: messenger RNA, 1875 nt
Organism: Mesorhabditis spiculigera
Lineage: Eukaryota; Metazoa; Nematoda; Chromadorea; Rhabditida; Rhabditidae
Source: the annotation of a GenBank genome assembly
AUGGGGGAGGAUGAGCCACCCGUAUUGCGGGCGGCUUCAUCAUGGAAACAACCAUUGAAGGGCUGGAUUCUAACCACCAUCCUGUUCUUCUCCUCCCUCUACGGCGUUUUCUACGUGUUGCUACCGUUAUGGCCAAUUCUGUUAUUCCGCCCGUCCACCUAUCGAUUAUUAGCUGACCGUAUGAUAGGGCUUUGGUUGAUACUGCCCGGUGGUCUACUCAAAUUCCUAUUUGGCAUCAAAGUCUCGGUGGUUGGGGAUUUUAUUGAACAUGCUGAGCCGGCGGUGAUCAUUAUGAACCAUCGCACAAGAUUGGAUUGGCUCUUCUUUUGGACGGCCCUCUAUCAACAAGACCCAUGGCUGCUCACUUCCGAAAAAAUCAGCAUGAAAAGCAUCCUAAAAUAUGUACCUGGCGCUGGCUGGGCAAUGCAAGUCGCCUCCUACAUAUUCCUCGAUCGAACCUUCGAAAAAGAUCAACCAAUAUUACGUCGAAUUUUGAACUACUACUCGCACAUAGGCAAUAAUUAUCAGGUGCUCCUCUUCCCAGAAGGGACUGAUAAAUGUCACCGUGCAACGGCUAGGGGAAAGAUUUUUUGCGAGAAAAAGGGAAUUGCCGAAUACGAGUAUUUGCUACAUCCUCGCAUCACUGGCUUUGUUUUUAUGAUCCAGGAGAUGCGAAAAAACAAUUAUAUCAAAUACCUUUACGAUGUCACGAUCGGGUUCAAAGAUGCCAUUGCUCAGUCAGAAGCUGAUAUGUGCUUCAAGGGGCUCGUACCGACAGAUAUUCACUACCAAAUUCGCAAAAUUCCGAUCACCGAAUUGCCGGAAGAUGAUGAGGGGCUGAAGGAUUGGCUAACCAAGCUUUGGGCAGAGAAAAACGAGAAGCUCAGAGACUUUUACACGCGGCGGCGGAAGAGCGCUGAGACAUUUGAAAACACCCCGAAUGGCCGAAGUUGGCCUAUGACUGCUGAAGCGGGUCGAUUCCAAGAUGCAAUUGUUAUUGCCUGGUUAACAGUAUCUUCUGUGUGGGCAAUCGGAUAUCUCUUCCUACCUCUACAAUGGUUCUAUUCGUUUGGUUGUUGUUUAGCGAUAGCGAUUGUUUCUUAUCGAUUCGGCGGACUUGAAUGGCUCUCUGUUACAAUCCUAGAGAACGGCUGGAAGAAGAAGAGGAUGGUAUCGGUGGCGCUGUCGCGCUUCGUUGUAUUGACAUGUGGAACCCUUUACCCAGCCUAUAGAAGUUUUAAGGCAGUGAGAACCAAAGAUGUGCGAGAAUAUGUAAAAUGGAUGAUGUACUGGAUCGUAUUCGCGCUUUUUAUCUUUAUCGAGUCGAUCGCCGAUCUGUUCGUUUCGUUCUGGUUCCCAUUCUACUAUGAAGCAAAGAUCCUAUUCGUCUUGUGGCUGCUGAGCCCUUGGACAAAGGGUGCAUCGAUUUUGUAUAGAAAAUGGAUUCAUCCGGCCCUCACAAAACGCGAAAAAGAAAUCGAUGCGUUGCUUGAUCAGGCAAAGUCGGAAAGCUAUAAUCAGCUGGUGAAGAUUGGCUCUCAAUCGCUGGUUGCGGCAAGGGAUAUUGUUGCCCAGGCAGCAAUUCGAGGCCAAGCUCAAAUUGUACAACAACUGCAAAGGAGCGUCAGCGCUCAGGAUGUAAAUAUGGAAAUUUCUGAGCGACGAAGAGGAAAGGUUGACAUCCAAGAGAUUGUCGAGGAAGUGGACUCAGAUCACGAGCGGGAUGAUAGACAUCAUCGUAAUGACGACGAGGGUGUGCAGGUUCGCCGCCGCUCUUCACGUUCCCGGUCCAGAAAUCGUCAGGGUGCUGGGUCGUCUUUUGAACCACCAGAAGACUACCCGGCGACGAUCCCUCGACGCAAUCCACGUCGCUAU